Messenger RNA from Micromonas commoda, 588 nucleotides. RefSeq lists its product with no specific name. The record is from RefSeq and is a predicted model, not a curated record. NCBI's taxonomy places the organism in Eukaryota, Viridiplantae, Chlorophyta, Mamiellophyceae, Mamiellales, Mamiellaceae. The transcript has a single exon. The coding region runs from base 1 to 588 and encodes 195 amino acids.
AUGCUGCGGCAAAAGGUCCUUAAGGGCACCGUCCUUGCGAACCGGAAGCUCAUCCUCGCGUACGAUGCCGAGACGGACGGCUGGAACGCAGGGGCGUUUCACCUCAAAGUAGACAAUCAAGGCCCGGCAAUCCUCAUCGCUAAGACGAAGCGGGGUGGGUACUUUGGGGCGUUCAACCCGCUCGGGUGGGCAUCGCGGGAGGACUACAGGGACGCGUUCAACGCGUUCCUGGUCAAGUGGCCCAAGAAAAACUCGACAGAGGGGGAACCUUUCAUCUUGGAGAAGGUUGGAGGAUCAGGCGCUGCGAUAUUCGACUUUGGCGCCGAAGGUCCAAUCUUCGGUGCCGACGCUUUGAAGAUUCCGUUGGGAAGGGCGCCAUCGAUGGGUUCAUCGUACGCGGCGAUAGGCGGUUCAUCCCUGUUCGGUGGUGGCAAGGAGAUCAAGACGGCAAAGUCGAGGCUGGGUUCGGCGUACGCGUCGCCGCCGGAUGAUACGAACUCGCUCUUCGGCCCGGGGGAGAAGUUCGAAGCAGAGCUCGUGGAGUUGCGCGUUUACACGGGUCAGGGUUUAGACGGCUUCUACGCUUAG